AAUUAGAAAUUUAGAAAUGCUCAGUAACAUCGGUGCUGUUUAGAAAUCCAUAUAUUUUAUAACUAUUUUAGAUUUAGAUAAUUGUUUAUUAUUAUUGAAUUAAAAAUUAAUUUUUAUAAUCUCAAAGUAAAUAAAUCAGUAAACAUUUGGACUAUUUGACCAUGUGUAUUAUCAUAUUAUCCACUGUAUUAUGCUAUUAGAGUUUUAAAACAUUUAGUUUAUUUUUCAUAGUUGCAUAUUCUACUUUACAUGUCAUUUGAAAAUCGCAAGCCAUAAAAUGAUUUUACAGACCUUAUGCACUCGUCAAACAAAUCUAAGAAAAUUCAUCGACUGUCGACAUUUGAGCUAUUAUAUGAAAAGGCCAAAUCCAUGUUCAUCUCUUCAAUCACUUCAUAAUAAAAAUAACAAUUUUUAUAUAUGUUCAUUGAAUAGAAGUGUUACAUCUGUUUCUUCAAUUACGUUCCCUUCGUGGUUUAUGGCAUUGUCAAACAGUACACCAGUAGCUUAUGCCCAACAAUUUAUAAUUUCAUUUCAUGAAUUUACCGGUACACCUUGGUGGGCUACAAUAAUGCUUAGUGCUGUAACUCUGAGAUUGGUGAUAACUCUACCACUGACAGUGUACCAACAUUAUAAUAAUUCAAAAUUGGAAAAUCUUUCUAUUGAAUUCCAAUCUACAGUAAAAGAAAUACAAAAAGAAGUAGUUAAGUCAUUAAAAUUGAACAAAUGGCCAGAAAAUAAAGCUAAACGUGUUUAUAACAAAGCUGUAAAACAGUAUUGGAAUGAAUUGAUAGUAAAAGAAAACUGCCAUCCUGCAAAAUCAACAAUUGUAGUUUGGGUACAAUUACCAUUAUGGAUUUGUAUGUCAAUAGCUACUCGUAAUCUCACAUUAAUGUUACCGCCAAGUGAUGAUGCUGUUACUAGGUUUUAUCAACUAGCUGAAGGUGGAAUUUUGUGGUUUACAAACUUAACUGCCAUAGACCCAACUAUGUGCUUACCUCUAAUUAUGUGUAUAUCAAAUCUUAUGAUUAUUGAGGUUCAAACACAAUCUCGAAACAAAGAACCAACACGUAAUCAAAAAAUCAUAACAAAUGUCUUUCGAGGUCUCACUAUUAUCAUGAUGCCACUUUCAUGUUUCCUGCCAUCAGGUGUUAGCUUAUAUUGGACUGCAUCUAGUAUUUAUGGUCUUUCCCAAAAUUUAUUCUUAUUGUCUCCACAAGUACGUAAAUGUUUUGGAAUACCAAAAACACCUUAUAAUAAUGAACAUCCAUACAAAUACAUAUUACAUAAAACUAAAUCUAAGUUAAAAAUAUCUUGAUUGCUGUUGUUAUAAUUAUUUUCUGGAAAUAAAGUUAUUAUUUAUUAGUAAAUAA
Messenger RNA from Aphis gossypii (cotton aphid), 1370 nucleotides. Its product is annotated as cytochrome c oxidase assembly protein COX18, mitochondrial. Gene Ontology annotation, molecular function: membrane insertase activity. Bases 278 to 1315 code for a protein of 345 amino acids. Gene Ontology annotation, biological process: protein insertion into mitochondrial inner membrane from matrix; mitochondrial respiratory chain complex IV assembly. Gene Ontology annotation, cellular component: mitochondrial inner membrane. The transcript is spliced from 6 exons. The record is from RefSeq and is a predicted model, not a curated record. Lineage: Eukaryota; Metazoa; Arthropoda; Insecta; Hemiptera; Aphididae.